This is a messenger RNA of Pomacea canaliculata, 2596 nucleotides long. Its product is annotated as ficolin-1-like. Gene Ontology annotation, cellular component: extracellular region. The transcript is spliced from 7 exons. The record is from RefSeq and is a predicted model, not a curated record. Gene Ontology annotation, molecular function: protein binding. The coding region runs from base 834 to 1934 and encodes 366 amino acids. Gene Ontology annotation, biological process: proteolysis. NCBI's taxonomy places the organism in Eukaryota, Metazoa, Mollusca, Gastropoda, Architaenioglossa, Ampullariidae.
AUCGCUGUUGGGGUUCCUCCACCUGCUGACCUCACGAGUCUCACGUGGCUGACGUCAGUGAGGGAGAACCCUAUGGCCAUCAGCUAUGACCUGACCUCUGUGGAGAGCCUCUUUUCCGAUACCUUGAUGGGUGAAGACAGUCGUCUACAGCGCUACGCCAUUGAUCACGUCAGGGUCAAGGCCAAGCUCGCGGCUAUGAAGGACAAAUAUUGUCAGAAGCUGAAGAGAGAGGGCCUGGUGAUGGACUGUGAAGAAGCUCCGGGGGUAAAGCUGCUUCAAACAAAGCUCAUCGGGCGCUCGAGACUGAGACACGUGACCUCAGCUAACCAGUGUGUGGAGAAAUGUUAUCAACUUCCGGCCUGCGUGGCUGUCACGUAUUGUGCUGAGUGUGACAACAACGAGGUAGGACACAAGGACUGUCGUUUGUUCAGUGCUGACGACAUCCACAGCGCCGUGACCGACCCUCAGCGGCAGACGACCAUCUUGACCGACAAACUACAAACACUUCUGAUGCUGCACAACACCUCGACUGUUGCUGAGUCUGACAACUUCACCGUGACCUCAGCACGUGAGUGCAUGACCUCGUGCAGUGAAGAUGACCUGUGUGUGGCCUUCACCCUGAGUGACACUCACGAGCCCCACAUGACAUGUACUCUCCACUCGGACUCUCUUCUUCUGUCCUUCAAACAGUCAACAGAGAAUAAUGUGUUUUUCCUCGCAUGGCAUCACAAAAGUAUCUCAAGAAUUACACAAACUAACAGUUUUCCUACAUCCUCCUUGUCGAAGGACUUGUUAACUGUGUCAUCGACGACGAUUGCUCCAAUGAGAACGCGAUGUGUUCUUUUGGCAGGUGCCUCUGUCUUCCUGGUUUCUUCUUCUCAUCACGUGACAACACAUGUCUGACUACAUGCAGCCCACCUGACCUACAAGACACCUUCAUGGAGUAUUCUGAAAGCGAAAUUAAAGAUGGAAUAAAUCUGAAAACAUGCAAGAAACUGUGUGUCAGUAGUGAUCAUUGCUUAACCUUUGACUUCAGAGACACAGGAGGGCGCUGUGUGCUUCAUGAUGUGACGUCACGUGAGGCUGUGUCAGGAUGGUUUCCUCUGACCAGUACAGGGUGGACUCACUACCAAAGAACUUGCCUGAAGUCAGCCGCCUCCUACCCGGGUCCAGCCUGGUACAACUCGUCUUGUACCCAAGACACGGACUGUCCUGACCCAUUCAGCCUCUGUUCGUCGGGCAGGUGUCUGUGUGCAGUGGGCGCCAUUUCUUCUGAACAGGAAGUCACGUGUCCUGCUGCAGAGUCGUGCGGCGAAUGGCAGAAGGCAGGAGCCAAGUCUGGUGCGCACUUCAUUCGACUGAAAGACAAGAAGGAGACGAGUAGAGUGUGGUGUGACAUGGACUCCAGUGGCGGAGGUUGGCUGGUGUUCCAGAGACGUCGUGACGGGUCAGUGGACUUCUACAGGAACUGGACUCAGUAUGAAGACGGCUUUGGUGACGUCACAGGGGAGUUCUGGCUGGGCUUGUCAAGGCUUCACACCCUGACCAAAGGGAGACCCACCCGACUGCGUGUAGACCUUGGCGAGGUGAAUGGACAUCGUCAUUACGCUGAGUACUCGACAUUCAGGGUGGACGGUCCUGAGACAAACUACAGACUGACCGUGUCCGGCUACUCGGGUAACGCGGGGAACAGCUUAGAGUAUCACAACAACCAGAGUUUUUCAACGUUUGACCGAGAAAACGACAAGCACUCUACAGACAACUGUGCCUCUGUGUAUCACGGCGCCUGGUGGUACAACGCGUGUCACCACUCUAACCUCAACAGCCGAUACAAGGCUGACGGGGCUAAGGGUCAUGACGGCUUAAAAUGGUAUCACACUCACAGUGACUACAGGAGCUUCAUCUUCACCGAAAUGAAAAUGCAACCAGUGUAACACCGCCUUGUCUCACUGCUUGUAACGAUUCGCGACUCAAAGCGAAUGCUAUUUCAUUUUGUUCUAAUUAUUUGUUGUCUGUGGUACCAGGGGAGAGCAGUCACGCAAGUGUUGACGUAAUCCCCACGCAGAUUAUUUCACGUCAUUCUUGUUUUACGUAGAGAAAGUGUCAUAGGCGUAACUAUGGCGACUGCAGCCGAUUGAGGUGGGAGCCAUGCCAACUACACGGUACAAAGAUUAUGAUUGGUCGGCAUGGACCCUACAAAGAAUCACUAAGCAGUCGCCCUAGUUACCUGGUCGCUAAAGGUCUGAUUGGUCAUUAGAGGUAGAGUAGAUAGUUAAGUUGUGCAAACUAACGUUGCUGGUGGACAGUCAGAGACCAGCAGCUUGAGGAGUAAGACCUCCGAAGUAUAGUGCGACAUUGUUAACGGACGCCAACGUUCAUCGCCAUAAGUGGUGGAGCACAAGGGAUACAGCGGGCAUCUGAGUGGAGCGCAGUUGUUCGAAUAAGAUUACCUGAUGAACGGGGUGUUGGAUAUCGGGGAAAUUGUAACUUUCUACGGACGGUAGACAGUAGGCGUAGGCGGUAGAGCUAUUUUUCUUGUUUCUUUCACAUUCCAUUACCACUUAGUUCUCUUAAAACAUUAAAUGUGUUAAUUGUU